Molecule: messenger RNA, 3018 nt
Organism: Mauremys mutica (yellowpond turtle)
Lineage: Eukaryota; Metazoa; Chordata; Testudines; Geoemydidae
Gene: SELENOO
Product: selenoprotein O
Exons: 9
Source: RefSeq, a predicted model, not a curated record
GGGGCGGGGUCGCUGCGCCCCCCGGCCCCGGUGGGUGAAUGGCUGCGGUGCUGCGGAGCGGGCGCAGCUUCUUCCUGCCCGCCCCGGGCCCGCGCGGCCUGCGCCCUGCCGGCUGCUGCUGCAGCGGCGCCGCCAUGCAGGAGCCCCCGCCCCUCGCCGCCCGGCCGGAGAGCCCGGGCCCCAGCGCAGCCCCGCGGGCGGCUGCGGGCUGGCUCGGGGCGCUGCGCUUCGAUAACCGGGCGCUGCGCUCGCUGCCGCUGGACCCGUCCGAGGAGAACGUGCCGCGGCAGGUGCCCGGCGCCUGCUUCUCGCGGGUGCGGCCCAGCCCGGUGCAGAGCCCGCGGCUGGUGGCCAUGUCGCUGCCCGCCCUGGCGCUGCUGGGCCUGGCGCCCCCCGCGGCCGGGGCGCUGGAGGAGCUGGAGGCCGAGGCCGCGCUGUACUUCAGCGGGAACCGGCUGCUGCCCGGCGCGGAGCCCGCCGCGCACUGCUACUGCGGGCACCAGUUCGGCAGCUUCGCCGGGCAGCUGGGCGACGGCGCGGCCACGUACCUGGGCGAGGUGCUGAGCCCGCGGGGCGAGCGCUGGGAGAUCCAGCUCAAGGGGGCCGGGCUCACCCCCUUCUCCCGACAAGCUGAUGGUCGAAAGGUCCUGCGGUCGAGUGUAAGAGAAUUCCUGUGUAGUGAGGCCAUGUUUCAUCUAGGUAUACCUACAACAAGGGCUGGAACCUGUGUAACAUCUGAUUCAAAAGUUGUUCGGGACAUAUUCUAUGAUGGAAAUCCAAAAAAUGAAAGAUGUACAAUUGUCCUGAGAAUAGCUUCCACGUUUAUAAGGUUUGGAUCUUUUGAGAUUUUUAAACCUACAGAUGAAUACACAAGACGCAAAGGUCCCAGUGUUAACAGAAAUGAUAUUCGAAUACAGAUGCUUAAUUAUGUGAUCAGCACUUUCUAUCCAGAAAUCCAGCAGGCUUACUCUGACAACAGUGUUCAGAGGAAUGCUGCUUUCUUCAGAGAGGUAACAAAGCGGACAGCAAGGAUGGUUGCUGAAUGGCAAUGUGUUGGAUUUUGCCAUGGUGUGCUGAAUACAGAUAAUAUGAGCAUAGUAGGACUUACUAUUGACUAUGGCCCUUUUGGGUUUAUGGACAGAUAUGACCCAGAACACAUUUGCAAUGGUUCAGAUAAUGCAGGGCGCUAUGCUUAUAACAAACAGCCAGAGAUCUGCAAGUGGAAUCUAGGGAAGCUUGCCGAAGCUUUAGUCCCAGAACUGCCCUUGGAGAUCAGUGAACUCAUUCUCAAAGAGGAGUAUGAUGCAGAAUUUGAGAGGCAUUAUUUGCAGAAGAUGAGGAAGAAGCUAGGUCUCAUUCAUUUGGAAUUAGAAGAUGAUGAUAAAUUGGUGUCUGAACUUCUAGAAACUAUGCAUCUCACAGGUGGAGACUUUACAAAUACUUUCCGUUUGCUGAGCUCUUUCUUGGGAGAUUUGGAUCCUCUAAAAUUGGAAGAUUUCCUGGAAAAGAUUGCCACGCAGUGUGCUUCCAUGGAAGAACUAAAAGUUGCUUUCAGGCCUCAGAUGGAUCCAAGACAACUUUCCAUGAUGUUAAUGUUGGCUCAGUCUAAUCCUCAACUGUUUGCAUUAAUUGGAACAAAAGCUAAUAUAAAUAAAGAAUUAGAACGCAUAGAACAGUUUUCUAAACUGCAGCAAUUAACAGCAGCUGACUUACUGAGUAAAAAUAAAAGACACUGGAAAGAAUGGCUGCAGAAAUACAGAGUACGAUUAGAAAAAGAGAUAGAAAGUGUUAGUAAUGCUGAUGUCUGGAAUGCUGAACGUGUGAAGAUUAUGAAUUCAAACAAUCCAAAAUAUAUCUUGAGAAAUUACAUUGCUCAGAAUGCCAUUGAAGCAGCUGAAAAUGGAGACUUCACAGAGGUAAGAGAGGUUUUGAAACGUUUGGAAAAUCCAUUUGCAGAGACAGAAGAUCUCACUGAGGUACAGGAAGAUCAAGAAGAGGAGGAAACAGUUGCCGCAGCUGCCACUUGUUCUCCUGUGACCAGCAGCAGACUUCCAUAUAGCAGUAAACCUCCACUCUGGGCUUCAGAACUCUGUGUUACGUGAUCUUCAUAAUGGCCUUGUUUUAUUUUUCACUAUAAACUGGAGAUGCUGUUGCUUCUUUAGUAGUGGAAAGUCAAACAAGGCAAAAUCAAAGUGCUGUUAAGUCAUUGAAACAGUUCAUUUGGAUGUAUCUGCAACCGCACCUUCAGCAGCAAUGCUUAUUUUGACACAAUCAUGGAUCAUAGGUUUAAUGGACCAACAACAAUCGACAGUCCAUGUACCUUGUUAGAUUAAUGUUUGGAGAGCUGAACAACUUUCUUUCUCCUCACCACAAUGUAAUUAGUGAUGUCUAGGUGUUGGCACACAGUGAUUUUUGAACAUCCAAAUGUAACUGUUUUUAUAUGAAGACAAAAAUAACAAAUCAGAAAUCUGAUAUAUUUUUGACUGAUGAUGAAUUAAUAGUACUUAUCCCCAAAAUGUGGUUAAUGCCUUUACUCUGCAGGGAUGUAUGAUCCUCUUUAAUGGAGGAGUAAGCUUAUCAUUGCUUAUGUGAAGCUAUGAUUCCUUUAACUGAGUAGUUCAUUUCUUGUGAACCUUCAAUUAACAUCAGUCUUUUAGAGAAUUGUUUUGCAGGCUGAGGUGGGGGGAAAAGCAACUGAGUAUAAUUUUUUAUAAUAUACAGUAUAGAAAUCAGAAUUGGGGGGGACUAUACUUAUUUGCACUCAGAAGUCCUAGCAGAAAAAUAUAUUUAGCUUUAACAUGUUUGUGUGUGGCGUGCGCGCGCACACACAAAUAUUUAUUAAAAUACUCAACUGCAACUUGUAAGUCAGUUGACCUAAACAAGAUCACUUUGCCAACUUAGCUUGUUCCAUAUAAACUACCCAGUACUUUAUAUAAGCGUUCAUUAUCUAUGAUUAUUUAUGCUGUUGACACAGUCCCUUGAACAUUAAACUGGCAGAUGUGUACUUGUUCAACAUUA